Molecule: messenger RNA, 867 nt
Organism: Klebsormidium nitens
Lineage: Eukaryota; Viridiplantae; Streptophyta; Klebsormidiophyceae; Klebsormidiales; Klebsormidiaceae
Source: the annotation of a GenBank genome assembly
AUGACUAAGAGUCUUCUUCUGGAACUCAUCAGCGUUUACAACUGGAACGAGGACCGCCUCCAAGCUUCCUGUUCCUUUGAUGAAAGCAAGAAAAUAGCAGGCGGGACAGGCGCCAGGACGCUCGUGUCCCGGGCAGAUGAAGGUUUUCCAGAGAUCAGCAAAAGCGUGAGCAAUUACAACGAGGCUUUCAUUAACAUCCCGCACUACACCCGGUUCAACCAACCGGACACCAAGGAGCGGAUCCUGCCCUCUGCCUCCGCAGCAACGGGAGGCCCUGCUGAGUCGAGCAGCACCUUUUACCAGAAGGCGGUGCUCGAGCCCCGGCCGGAACCCAAGCCAAAAACGAGGCCCAUGGUUAACAAGGCGAACAUCCACGAGAUACACCAGCCAAGGGCAACGGGCGCCCCUUUGGAGGGCUACGGGGCAACUCUGCCCGGGCACAAGAAGGAGUCCGAUCCGAGUCAAAGGUGGGUUACGACUAACCAGCGCAUGUACGUCGAUGACCCGGCGAAGGCCCGGCUGCGGCCGCCCCCCCCCGACAAGCUCGACGAUGAGCGGUUCGUAGGUGGUUUACCAGCCAGCUGUAACCCCAACUUCCCGGAAAAAGGCCGGUUGCUGCCAACCGACCGAACCUUCUUCCGAACCCGAUCUUUUCCUGGGGACGACGGGACAGCGAGCGAUUGUUUGAAGGGAUCCCCUGUUGCCAGCAAUAGCGCCCAGCUGGAUUGAAACCGACACCCUUUAUGCACAUGAUCGGGCCGGACCCUGUGUCAGAGCUAGGCGCUUUUGUGACGGAGUCAGCCUUAUGUACGAACCGCAAGCGUGAGCAGUAUCAAGCGGCGGUUUGUACGUGGGCGAAGAACAUCG